Messenger RNA from Mesocestoides corti, 1077 nucleotides. NCBI's taxonomy places the organism in Eukaryota, Metazoa, Platyhelminthes, Cestoda, Cyclophyllidea, Mesocestoididae. The record is from the annotation of a GenBank genome assembly.
AUGUCGUUUCUAGCGAGGGUGUUACGCAAUGUCGACGCGACCAAAAUCGCUGGCAGCGCAUACUGCACGGCGCCGGAGUGCCUGCACAAGGUGGCUCCCUACUCGCCCGCCGCAGAUAUCUUCGCCUUCGGCCUCCUCGUCUGCGAACUGAUAACCCGACUGGUGAACAACGGGAGCACUAUUCCGCGCACCGCGGAGUUUGGUCUUGAUCGAGACAGCCUCCCCGUGUCACAGGAUUGCCCUGCUUGGUUCCUCGAAUUAGCGGUAGACUGCUGCAAGGUCGAACACCAAGAACGUCCGUCAGUGGAAGACAUUGUGGACCGAAUAAUGCAACAUUCCCUAGAUCGACAGGCGGCUUCGCCAUUGCCCGUCAACUGUUCCAGAGCAUUCGCUUUGGCUUCUGGUGAAAAGCGCGACUGCACCAUCAUUGGCUGUGCUCCCGGACUGUCUGGGAUAGCCGAAAACGCUCAAUUCCCCCCGCUGUAUAUGCACCCUCCUUUGGCCGUGAGCGCAGGAGACGCUGAGUCAGUAGCCAACGCCCACAUCUCCCUCUCUGACUGUGUGGCCAACUCAUUGCAGCAGUUAAAUGACCCUAUGCGCAUUAUCCCACUCUGGUACCUGUUCACUCGUUUCUACGGAACGGGAAUAAUUCGCAAAGCCAUCGUAGGGCGUUCGCCGCUUACUGGCUCAAAUGAGACGAACUCAGAACCAAGUACCAUCUACGUGUCGCUUGACGCACCCCUCGAGUUCCAGCGUUGGAGUAGUGUCUUCGAACAAUCUCGAUCUAGUUCAUGUGAGGACAUUCGGCCCAUCAUGCUACGAUCUGCAACUCAAGCGCCAUCUAAAAAGGCUACUUCCUUGUUUGUUGAGUUCAGUCAGACGACCAAUCAACCAAUGACGAGUGGCACAAAUGAGCUGGUUUUUCCAAUUAUCCUGUGCAUCAUAUUGAUGCCCAAUCAGGAUCUGGGGUCACGGAUGAAUGCAAACACCGUGAUUGAUGUCACAACACCACCGCCGACGAGUCAACAGGCAUAUUGUGGUCUCAGCUGUAAAAAGAGUGGGAGAAUGCGGUGUUGA